AUGACUUUCUCAAACCAACCCUUCUAUUGCAUCUUCUUCCUCUUACAUCUCUUACCUCUCUUACGUGCUUCGCACCCAAAAGACUGUUCUUCUUCCUCAUGCGGUCUUCAUGAUGUCCAUGUCCGCUUCCCUUUCUGGCUAGACCCGAACCAGCCUGAAUUCUGUGGCCACCCAGGGUUCGAUCUCCACUGCAGCAUUAGUCAAAACACAGCUUUAAACCUUCCCAAGUCCGGAACAUUUCUUGUCCGAGAGAUCGACUAUGAAAGCCAGCAUAUUCGUCUCUAUGACCCCGAGGCUUGCUUAGCAAGAAAGCUUUUGACCUUUGACGUUUCGGGUUCUCCUUUCUCUGCUAUUUACCUUGUCAAAUACACGUUCUUGAGCUGUCCUAAUGAGAUUGCUAUGUCGUCCGAGUUUGACUCCAUCACAUGUCUAAGCAAUUCCACGACCUCGUUCUUGGUUACAACUAGUUUAGGUAUCCCCAAAUCUAUGCCGCCUUCUUGUCAGAUUGUCAAGACAGUAGAUGUUCCAGUUUCUCGGCCGGUUUUUGCUGAGAAACCGAUAUUCUCGGCUUUUGUCAACAAUCAAGAUCUUUGGCUAAAAUGGGAUUCUCCAAGAUGUAGCACUUGUGAGAGGGAUCGUUUGAGAUGUGGAUUCAUAAGCAAUUCUUCUCUUCAAGUCAAAUGCUUCCCUUUUCAAAAAUCAGGCAAUAACAACACGGGACAAGUGCUUAAAAUUAUAAGCCUGGCCAUUAUCGGACCUGUCCUAAUCUUUGCUACUUGUAUUGCUAUCGGAGUUUGCACCUCUGAGAGAUUCACUACCUGGAGACGAGUAGAUGUGGCAGCUGAAACAAACGAGGUUACAGUCCCGGAGGGGCUUGACGAAUCUACAAUAGAAUCGUAUAAGAAAGUGGAGCUAGGUGAGAGUAUAAGAUUACCGGGAGUUAAUGAUAUUGUUUGUCCCAUUUGUUUAUCUGAGUAUGCGUGCAAAGACACCGUGCGGUGCAUACCGGAAUGUGAACAUUGCUUCCACAUUGAAUGUAUAGAUGCAUGGCUUAAGAUUCAUGGUACGUGUCCUCUUUGUCGGAAUUCGCCUUCUCCAGCACGUGAAGCUGUCUGAAAUUGAACAAAAAUGAGUGUACAUCUCGUUCAAGGAGCAAAACUGAAGCUGAGUUGAUGGAAUAAUUUAAUUUAAAGUUGUAAUGGACAUAGUAGCUAGUUAUUAUGUUUAUUUACUUUUUCAUUAUAUAUACUAUACUUUAUCUCCAUGCAUUUUAAACUUUGCUUAUGUAUUGUAAAACAACCCCACUGAAGAAAUUAAAA
Molecule: messenger RNA, 1319 nt
Organism: Eruca vesicaria subsp. sativa (arugula)
Lineage: Eukaryota; Viridiplantae; Streptophyta; Magnoliopsida; Brassicales; Brassicaceae
Source: the annotation of a GenBank genome assembly